Molecule: messenger RNA, 3285 nt
Organism: Cinclus cinclus
Lineage: Eukaryota; Metazoa; Chordata; Aves; Passeriformes; Cinclidae
Gene: AMFR
Product: autocrine motility factor receptor
Exons: 14
Coding region: 59-2032 (657 amino acids)
Biological process (GO): endoplasmic reticulum unfolded protein response; protein K48-linked ubiquitination; ubiquitin-dependent protein catabolic process
Cellular component (GO): ubiquitin ligase complex; cytosol; endoplasmic reticulum
Molecular function (GO): ubiquitin binding; ubiquitin protein ligase activity
Source: RefSeq, a predicted model, not a curated record
CGGGGCGGUCGUUUAGCCGGGGAAGCGCGCCGGCCCGGGCGGUGGCGAGGGCUCCGCGAUGCCGCUGCUGUUCCUGGAGCGCUUCCCCUGGCCCAGCCUCCGCACCUACACGGCGCUCAGCGCCCUGGCGCUGCUGGGCGCCGGCCUCAGCGCCUACCGCGCCCUCAGCCAGACGCCCGGCGGGGCGGCGGGCAGCGAGCCGGCCGAGCCUCAGCGCUGCUCCGGCCCACGGGCCCUGGACGUCGCCUACUACCUGCUCUCCGACAGUCUCUGCGUCUGGGUACUAGUGAACACUGCCUGCUGUUUUCUGAUGCUGGUUGCAAAGCUAAUCCAGUGUAUGGUGUUUGGUCCUCUUCGUGUCAGCGAAAGGCAGCAUCUCAAGGAUAAAUUCUGGAAUUUCAUUUUCUACAAGUUUAUCUUCAUUUUUGGUGUGCUGAAUGUUCAGACAGUGGAAGAAGUAGUGAUGUGGUGCCUCUGGUUCUCUGGACUUGUGUUUCUCCAUCUGAUGGUUCAGCUCUGCAAAGAUCGCUUUGAAUAUCUUUCCUUUUCUCCUACCACACCCAUGAGCAGCCACAUCAGAGUGCUGGCCCUGCUCAUAGCCAUGCUCCUGUCCUGCUGUGGAUUAGCAGUUGUCUGUGGAGUUGUUGGCUACACCCAUGGCAUGCACACAUUGGCUUUCAUGGCAGCAGAGUCUCUGCUGGUGACAGUCAGAACUGCUCAUGUGAUUUUACGAUAUGUAGUUCAUCUGUGGGAUCUCAACCAUGAAGGAACAUGGGAGGGCAAAGGCACUUAUGUCUAUUACACAGAUUUUGUCAUGGAGCUAACCUUGCUUUCCCUGGACUUGAUGCAUCAUAUUCAUAUGCUGUUGUUUGGCAAUAUCUGGUUGUCGAUGGCAAGCCUGGUGAUUUUCAUGCAGCUGCGCUACCUGUUCCACGAGGUGCAGCGGCGAAUUCGGCGGCACAAAAACUACCUGCGUGUGGUUGGAAACAUGGAAGCCAGGUUUGCAGUUGCAACACCAGAGGAGCUAGCAGUGAACAAUGAUGACUGUGCCAUUUGCUGGGACUCCAUGCAAUCAGCACGCAAACUCCCUUGUGGCCACCUCUUCCACAACUCAUGCCUGCGGUCCUGGCUGGAGCAAGACACAUCUUGCCCCACCUGCAGAAUGUCUCUUAAUAUCACUGACAGCCAUCAGGUGAGGGAGGAUCACCAAAGGGAGAAUGAGAACCUGGUCCCCGUGGCAGCAGCAGAAGGCAGACCACGCCUGAACCAGCACAAUCACUUCUUCCACUUUGAUGGUGAGCUGAGCACAUGUAGAAGUACAUGGCCUGCUGAGAUUCUCGUGCUCUUUCUUGACUAUCUUGGUGAUUUCUUACUCCCAGGCUCCCGAAUUGCCAGCUGGCUGCCCAGUUUUUCUGUGGAAGUUAUGCAUACCACCAACAUCCUUGGAAUUGCACAAGCCAGCAACUCCCAGCUCAAUGUUAUGGCCCAUCAGAUUCAGGAGAUGUUCCCUCAGGUUCCUUAUCAUUUAGUUCUGCAGGAUCUGCAGCUAACUCGUUCUGUAGAGAUCACCACUGACAACAUCCUAGAAGGGCGCAUCCAGGUGCCUUUCCCCACACAGCGUGCAGAUAGCAUUAGACCUGCAUUGAACAACUCUGUGGAAAGGCACAGUACUGAUCAGGAGGAUACUGGAACUGUCACACAGACUGAGAGAGUGCCACUUGAACUGAACUCCAGACUGGAAGAAAUGGUGGAAUUCAAUGAAAUGGAAGCAGAACCUAAUGAAGCAGAAGAUUUUGAGGCCAGGGGAAGUCGCUUUUCCAAGUCAGCCGAUGAAAGGCAGCGUAUGUUGGUUCAGCGGAAGGAGGACUUGUUGCAACAAGCUCGAAAGCGUUACUUAAACAAAACCUCCGAUGAGGAGCUGAGCACAGAGAAGCCUUUUCCCGAGGGAGCGGCGGCCGACGCCGUCACCCUGCGCCGCAGGACCCUCGCUGCCGCUGCCGAACGGAGACUUCAGAUGCAGCAAAACUCCUAGCGCUCGCUGCCCCUCCUUCCUCCUCCUCGUGAGCAACGUUGAAUAAAUAAAUUAAAUACAAAAAAACCCCUGCGCUUUCUAUACCAGCGGGAAAGUGUCUCUUCAGAGUUCAGCUGGCUGUGCUGCCGAGUGAGCUGGCUGCCUCUCUGCUGUAUAAAGCAUGUGGUCUAAUAAUGUUUGGACAGCUGACAAAUUAACCUUUUUUGUAAUAUUUUCUAUGUGACAUUGAUCCUCUCCACAACAAACGGCAAUUUCUAAACCACGGGCAUGAUUUCUGCAGCUGGCAUGAGCUAUGGGGCUGACUGCACAGCAGAGGCUGGGGAAGUGUGUUCUGAGGUAGCUAUGGGUGCAGGUCACGGAGUGCACGGGCAUGUUCUGCUCCAGAUAGAGGCAGCUGCUCCCAGGGAAGGAAGCUUAGAAGCUUGCAGCAAGCCCGGUGUUAGGCGAGCAGCCUCCUUAGUCCCUGUUCCUUCAGCAGCCAAGGGUGACGUGUAGGGCAGCUUGAAGGGCUGGGGGAGCAUUGCUGGGAGGUUCUUACACUGGAUGAAGUUGUCUGGCUACACAACACAGAAAAACCUGAAUUAAUGAAUUGUGCAGCAAAGCGCCAAUUCACACCGAUUCCCACAUAAAAUACUUCCCACUGUUGCUGGGCUCUUCUGCCCUGGCAGAGGCUUGGCUCUGUCCAUCCCCAGGGCUACACUUUUCCUUUGUCUUUUAUGUCCAGGAACAAGUGAGGGACAGAGAAGGGGUUUCCAUCGAAGAAGAGGUACCCCAGGUAAGGUUACAGUGUUGCCCUGAGCUGAGGGAGUCAAAAGUAAAACCUGUUUGUCCUGGACUCCAGCGCAACAUGGACAGGACGGCAUGGAGAUCGCUCCAGUAUCUUGAUUUUUAUUUCGUUUUUAACCCCACAGUCCCACCCUGAGUUUAUUCAGAGAGACUGGAGGAAUGGGGCAGCUGGACCUGUGCUGGCUGCAGCCCAACCUGCUAACCUGGAUUUUCUUAAGAACUUUUGCGAUCCCCUUGGUGCUGCUGCCGCUAGCUUACAUAGUUGAAUUUUACAUGGCAGUGACUUAAUUUUUAAAAUUCUGAAGAGUGAGUUCUAGUUUCACCGUCCUUUAGAAGGAGCCCAGUAUUAUCUAGAAUUGUUGGUAAUUUUUUUACCGUUGUUUUUUAGGUGGAGGUGAAUUUAAUGAGAGGAAUUGCAUCGAUGUUUAGGUGAAAAUUAUUUCAAUAAAACUCUUUGGGAAGCCUUA